Messenger RNA from Nelumbo nucifera (sacred lotus), 1541 nucleotides. RefSeq names its product multiple chloroplast division site 1 (gene MCD1). The record is from RefSeq and is a predicted model, not a curated record. Gene Ontology annotation, biological process: chloroplast fission. Lineage: Eukaryota; Viridiplantae; Streptophyta; Magnoliopsida; Proteales; Nelumbonaceae. Gene Ontology annotation, cellular component: chloroplast; chloroplast inner membrane.
UCUACAAUAACUGGCUAGUUUUAUAACUUUAUAUAUUUCCGGAUUCCCAACAGACAGAGAGAACCGGAGGACCAAAUGUGAAGAGUGAAGUUGAGUUGAGCCUGAGAAAAAACCUAGACCUCUUAUGGUCUAUAGUUUUCGUCCAUGUCCACACCAGAUCUUCCAAUUUCCAAACCAAAACCCCUUGGCUUCUACGUUCAAAUUAGAUAUACCAGCAGCAUCAAUGGCUUCGAUUUCGAGUCUGCAAUUUCAUUCCAUCAGUAUGCAGCCUUCAAUCUGGGCUUCGAACCAUCGGAUUUCGGCGAAUGUGUUGGAAUUUAGAACAAAUAUUCGGUUCGACUAUAAUUAUCUGAACUGGAAUACACGAAAACUGGUGCAGCAUUUUCCAGUGAGAGUCUAUGGUAGUUCAGCGAAUUUUGAGGACAAGCGUGGUGGAGAUGAGGUCGAGAGCAAAGGUUUCAAUGUUGGUUCUGAAAACCUAAUAGGCAGAUUGCAAAGCACAAUUAGCAGUAUCCCUUCUGUUAUUUUCGUGAUGAAAAGAAAAACUGGAACUAAUUUUGCAAUUGGUUUAUGUAUCGUAAUUGCAAUUUUCGUGGUUGCUGUGAGAGAAUUUGUGGCAAGGAAGUCAAGGAAAACUUACCAUGGCUCUGUGAAUGAUCUUGUCAAACGGGGGCAGUUGAGAUCUGAUAGGAGAGGCAUCUCAAGACCUCUUAAGUAUGAUGAUCCAUUCAAUAACCCAUUGGUCAAGGUCAGUAAAGGCAACUCAACCAUCGAAAUGUGUGGGAAGGUUUACAGAUUGGCUCCAGUGACUCUUACGGAAGAGCAACAGUCUAGCCAUCAGAAAAGGAGGUCACGAGCAUACCAGUGGAAAAGGCCAAAAGUGUUUCUUAAAGAAGGAGACUCAAUACCCCCAGAUGUUGAUCCUGAUACAGUUAGAUGGAUUCCAGCAAACCAUCCAUUUGCAACAACUGUCAGUGAUAUUGAUGAGGACUUGGCACAAAAUAACGUGUAUCAAAAGCAUGGCGUUCCAUUUCGUAUUCAGGCUGAGCAUGAAGCACUGCAGAGGAAACUGGAAGCAUUACAGAAUGAGCAAAAACUCAAUAAGUUGGUGAUCGAUCAUGGCACUGCUAGAGAUUUUGAGAGGCCAUUCAGGUCACUUUCCACACAAGAGAAGGAACAAAAGCCCAGUGAUAAUCAAGGUAGUAAUUGUAGCCCUUCCAAGUCAGAUAGGACCUCCAAUUUAUCUGAGACAAGUACACCAUUGGAGGAACAGCAAGGAGGAUCAUGCACAUGAGUAUACUGCUUCAGGUGCCGGUUUCUCAUUCAGUGUUUUCUCAUCCAACUCACCUUUCUGGGAUUGGUUUAUCGAGUGGACAUGUUUGGUAGGUUUACGGGCUCUGCAUUAUCUGACUAUUUUUGAAGAGUUGGGAUCUUUUGUCAAUAAAAUACAUUCCAACACUCUAUCAACAUGAUCUGACACGGUAUAUCUCAUCAUGAGACUGGAAUCUAAUAUAAAAGUGUUGUAAAUUAUUUUGUUGUCA